UCCGGAUGCAGUUACAUCCCGGUUUACUGUUGCUCUUCGAGUUAUUCCUGUUAGUAAGGUGUGAUCCGUGAGGCUAAUGCUAAUUUGACUCUUUGCAUAUACGUGUGUACGGCUAGUUGUUAGAAGUAAGAGUGAGUGAGAGCUUCUGUGAGCGUGUUGUGUGGACUUAGAAGUGAGGUAAAGUAGCAUCAACACAGCUUAAUAUGUAGUCAACUUUUUUGGCGCCUUGGCUGCUUUCCAGUACUUCUCGUCGAAAAGGCUGCUGCCGUCUCUCUCAGCAGGUGACAGUGAGAGACGAUAGGAAGAAACUGCCCACACAAAGGAAGACGAUGGCCCCAGAGAUCCAGUCGGUGGUUCGUGCCACCCAGGCCUGGCUUCAGUCCUCCUGGCACGUCCGGGUGCCCUUCGCCUGGCUGGAGGCCUGCGUGGAGUGGCUGCAGGAAGAGGCGGGAGGAGCAGGUCGCCUGUCACAGCAGCAGAUCAACCAACAGGCGCUGGACCAGUGGCUGCAAACGGACCUGAGGGACCUGGAUCACGCUGUUCUCCCUGAGCGGCUCAGUCAGACCCAAAAGACUGAACUCAACGGGACCUUCUGUGUCCAGGUUGACUCAUUGCUGGACAUCAGUCAGCCUGCGUAUGGUCAGCUGCAGAAGCUGAAGGGCACUGACUGUGCAAACGACGAAGUGUCUGCAGUCACACAGACCACCCAGAGGCCCUGGGAAGCCAGACCAACCCGUAUGCUGCUACUGCAGGUGACAGAUGGAGUCCAGAGCCUGGAGGCCAUGGAGUAUCAGUCUAUCCCUGAACUCAGCACAGCUCUCAGGCCCGGUGCGAAGCUGCAGUUGCGAGGGCAGAUGGUUUGCAGACUUGGAGUGCUUCUGUUGGGGCCGUCCAACAUCAAGGUCCUGGGUGGCGAGGUGGAGGACCUGGUGGACAGAAAUAACCAGGGCAGGGUGCUGUGUCGCACGCUUGGGCUUCCUGAGGAGGAGCUGCAGCAGCAGGAGGUGGAGGCCCCACCAGCACCACAGCAAGGCGUCCAGGAAGAGGAGGACCUGGAGCUGGAUGAUGCAGAGUUGUUGGCCGGUCUGGAGGCUCAGGAGGAGGUGCAAAGGAUUCAUGUUCGACCCGUUCAAGACAGCGGUUACAGGACGCUCAGCGAAAUCUCUUCUCAGUCCUCGAGAAGCUCCACUGUCAGGAGUUUUGUCUCCACAGCCUCAUCCAGAAGUGGUUUAACCCAAGGCAACAGAGGUGGUUCUGUCCAAGGUCAUGGCCACAGUAACGAACUACAGGACUCUGACUUACAUUCGGGUCACUCGGUUAAUCAAGACAUCUCAGAUCACAACAUGGCAGGCGACGACUUUCCUGACGAAGACUUUGACGAUCUUCCCAUGGACGAGCUGGACGCUGUGAUUUUUCAAGAAAGUGCAAAUGUUACUGACAGCAGUCGCGGACCACAGAACGAUAACAGGGUAACAGGGAGUUCUUAUCGAGCAACAGAACCCCAAACUGCCCAGAAAUCCUCUGGGUCCACAGGGCAGUUAGCCACAGCAGCCUCACCCUUCUCUCCAGCUGCAGCUUCAGAGCCGUCACAUGAGUUAGAAUUUGUUGCUAAUGACGAUUUCAUGGAUGAAGACAUGGACUGCUUCAUCGAAGAGGUGCAAACUGGGAGGGCUGGCACGCCAAAUCAGUUCCCUGUUCAACAAGCACCAACCCGAGCCAGAGAGAGCGCUACCAAGAAACCAGACACUUCAGACUCCAGCUGUAGACUUCCAAACAACUCUUUAAAAAGUGUUACAGCUCAGGGGCAGAGUUACACCUCAAGCACUGCAGGAUUUGAUAGACUAUCUGUUAAAAAAGAUCCACAGAGUCACAGCUCGGUCCCUGCUCUCACUCUGACCUCUCCACCUUUUACAUAUUUGUGCCUGCUGGAUGAGAUGAUGUCCAGACCACACCCCCACACCACAGAGAUCCGUGUCAAAGCUUUCAUUGUGACUCUCUUGGGGAAGCUGAGCAGCAGCAACGGUCUUUGGCACAUCUCCGCCACGAUUUCCGAUGGAACUGGUUACCUGGACGUGGAGCUGUCCGAUGAGGUUCUGACGGGCCUGCUGGGCUUCUCUGUGGCGGAGAAGGGGGCUCUGAAGCGCAACCCAGCCCGGAGAGGUGAGCUGGACGCCGGGAUGAGGAGAUGCCAGGAAGGGCUGGUGGACAUGUGCUGCAUCAUGACCAUCACGGUCAGACCGGACGGUGGAAAAGCCGUGGUGACAAAGGCAGAACCUAUCACUGUGAAGGUGCUCCAGGAGCUGGAGCGGAGGGCGAGCGACGGGAGGAAAUAAACUCAAAGGAGAGGUUGAGGGGAAGUGGACAAUAAUGAGAAAAUUACAGGCAGCGGAGAUGACUAAAGCAGGGAUGGAAAAUUGCCAAGAAAAGAGAGGCAUAAAUAAUAUUGGGCAUCAGCAUUGCCUUAGACUUUUUGCGUGUAAUGAAACAAAGGCAUUUUUAAGGAUCGGUGAUCAACCUUUGCUUCGGAUCUGAAGAGCAUAAUGUGUGAGCUGGAUGUCUGAUGAUCUGCAAGCAGUGUGUUGCAACGCACCCCAUCUGCUAUAUGUGAACACGGCAUGCUGUCAUCACACGACUCCAUCCAUCUAUUCCGCAUCAGCUCCAAUCAAAGUAAACUGAUUAAAGAAGGACGACUGUGGUCUGUCCGUAACUGUACAUAACAUUUAAAACUGAUCUGAGGAGAAGAAGUGAAGCGUGAGAGAAAAGAAACGGGGGGGCAAAAAAAAAGAAAGUGUUCAUAUUCUGAUUGUUGUAAUGAAUUGCCAGCCUUUGCAUUCAUUCAGUACAUCCAUUACUUCUGACUGAAAAAUGAUUGAAUAUCCGAGGGCUGCAUGGGUCUUUAAUAAACUCUCGCAGAGGAGAAUGAGAGGAAAGGAAGAUGAAGGAGAGGCCAUGAGCUUCGAUUAUUUCUCUUCAUUACGGAGCCUCAUCUCUGUUUUUUGUCUUUGAUGAAUAGAUAUACCAAACAUUUGAUGCUUUGUCUGCAUUUACUGUAUAUUGAAAUAAAAUUGUUCUGAGGAUUUUUACAA
This is a messenger RNA of Acanthopagrus latus (yellowfin seabream), 3086 nucleotides long. It is a transcript of the gene rmi1, whose product is annotated as RMI1, RecQ mediated genome instability 1, homolog (S. cerevisiae). Gene Ontology annotation, molecular function: nucleotide binding. The coding region runs from base 330 to 2333 and encodes 667 amino acids. NCBI's taxonomy places the organism in Eukaryota, Metazoa, Chordata, Actinopteri, Spariformes, Sparidae. The transcript is spliced from 9 exons. Gene Ontology annotation, biological process: double-strand break repair via homologous recombination; resolution of meiotic recombination intermediates. The record is from RefSeq and is a predicted model, not a curated record. Gene Ontology annotation, cellular component: nuclear body; RecQ family helicase-topoisomerase III complex.